This is a messenger RNA of Racocetra persica, 497 nucleotides long. Lineage: Eukaryota; Fungi; Glomeromycota; Glomeromycetes; Diversisporales; Gigasporaceae. The record is from the annotation of a GenBank genome assembly.
UUACAUCAAAAUUUAUUAAAACCAUUUUUCAACUUCGCAAACAAAUAAAAGACACCUUAGUAACUGAAAUAAGAAUUACGAAUGAUACGAUUAUAUGUUAUAAUCAUGAAGGUGAACCUGUUCUCUUUGAAUUCUCUCAAGAGAUUACCACCAUUUCAUUAGAACAAGCCCGGAUGUCAUUGUAUUUAAAUGACUUAAAAAAAAUUGAUAUUCCUACCAGGUCUCUCGAAGAAGUAUAUGGAGAAACCUGGGAAGAUCAGGUCAUAUAUAUUAGGGAUAAGAUGCGUCAAAAUCGUCUUGAUCAGGUCUCCCUUCUUCAAUGUUAUUAUCUUUUGGGAGAAUGUGCUUAUCGUUAUAUAUGGAAAGCAGCUUCACGCGUAUAUCAAUUGUAUCAUACCCGGGGUACUCAUAACCUUCUUACUGUUCAAAAUAUUACUACCAAUGCUUUAUUACGAUUGUCUGACGAAAAUUUUAAAGUAUUGGUAGAAGAGACAUGA